GAAACAUCAAAGCCUACCCCUAGAGACACUCUUCUGACAAAGUCACACCUACUCCAACAGGGCCACACCUCCUAAUGGCGCCACCUCCUGUGAGCCUAUGGGAGCUGUUUUCAUUCAAACCACCACAGUGAGGCGAUAGAACGAGCUCAACCUUGGCUUACAGUGGUGAGAGAACAAUAGCAUUUAAAGUGAGUAAGUCAAGAACUAAGACGCAAGCUUGUCCUCCAUCACUGUGUGAGCACCAGCGGCAUAACUCAAGCUAGAAACUGCUAGAAGCAGCUAUCUGUGGGGAGAUGGCAAAGAUGCAGAUAAGGGAUCAGUUUAAAAAAAAAAAGCUAAGUCAUCCAUUAAACACAGGGAAAGGAGUAAAUACUAAAAGGAUACUUAUAAAAAUGUGACAGAACACAUGUACACACAUAGCCUCUGCCCACUCUAACCACUCACUCCUACCUUUCUGUUUCCUUGUAACUUCUGUUUGGAUGCCCUCUGGCGUGGUGCUGAAAAUGGAUACAUGCAGAGUUCUCAGUAGAGUGUGAGUGAAGAAACUCAAUAGAGAGUUUCUCACUGAAGGUGAGAUAAGAUAAGGGAAGUGAUGGAGAACUGCAAGGAGACAGGAAACCAAUGGAGAGCCUGAGAAGAGGGCCAGGUUGUAGGGCACAGCUGUCCCCAGCAGCUAGGGCUUUGCAACCAGCCAGAAGGAAGCUGGGGCAGAAUAGACCUUAUUCCUCCCACCUCUUCAUGGACGAGGGUCCAUCCUUCUAAGUAAGGUCUGGAUUGAGAGGGCAGGGAGACUGGAGGGGACAAGAGAGCCUCCAGCACACUUAUGGCCUUGUCUACAUACUACUUUGUCAUCUCUCUCAGCAGUUGGAGCUGCUGCAAACUCCUAGUUCCUAUUUCCAGCAAAGCCCCUGGAGUCUGCUUCAUCAUGCUCAGGCUCUAGAGUAGACUUCCCAAGGCUACCAUCUUGGAAUAGUUAGCAGCUGCAGUCUUGAUGGGACUUCAAUACAUGCUGCUAUUAGGUCUGUUUCACAGGAAAAUGUGUGAUCAUGAUUAUACUGUGUAUGUGAAACAGUAGUCAUUGUAACAAUGUGAUUAGCUUAUACGUGAAACAGUAGUCAUUGUAACAAUGGAAUUGGCUUGCCUGGGCUUAAAUGGCAACAGUGCUGCUUCCAGUAAGCCUUCCACCACAUGAUACACACAUUGCUACUCUGUACCUGGGCCUGAUAUGUCCUAGAUGAGGAAGUCUGAAAGGGAUUAGUGAGUGAGACUAUUUAGAGAAUGGAUACACAGGGGAGGAUCCAUUUCACUCAGCAGAGACAACAGAUUCCAGACCUUGGCUCCUGGAUGCCAUUCCUGGACACAAAAUCCCUGAGAAAAGCAAUAAAAAUUGACACUCUUUUUUUAAGAACUGGCCCUCUCCCCUCCUUCUCAGUGUUUUCUAAGAAGACUCUUACAGCAUCUAUGCACUUGUCAGAAGUGUUGCUGCCAGAGAAACCAGGCAGAGGAUAUACACAAGGUCACUGUUUUCUCAUAACAUUCUCCAUAUGAAUGUGAAUUUGACUUGUCUCAAAAUUAAUCAAACAUACUUAAAAUUUUUUUAGUAAAAGCAUAUUAAAAGCUUUUUCUCAGAGGAUAGAUCUCAGUACAGAGGGUAGAAGGCCAACUUUCAGGUUGAUGACUAUGUUUAUGGCCUUGAUGGUAGUCACAGUUUUGAGGUAUACACUUGUCCCAGUCACUAUUGAGAUAUAAAUGUGUACACCUGUUCAAAUGCCAUUUACACCUCCAGAAGGUCACCUCAAAACAUGAGACUUUGAGUCUGGUUAAUUUUGCUAUGUGUUUGUUUUUUAAUCUCCACUUUUAAUUCUUCAGAUAAAAAUAAGCUCAAUAAAUGAUAGUUAUAAUCUUCUCUUUAGAAAGAAAAGAUAAAUCAGUGGUAAGGUGACAGAAUACAAAAACUACUCGUCUCUUCAUCAAGGAGCCAGGUGCUGUCCUAGGUGCUGGGGACAAACAGAUUAAAACAGGCCAGAUCCCUGUCCUCCUGGAACUGGCCUUCCAAAGCAGGUGGUUUGCUCAAAGCCUCAUUGCUGCUCAUAAAAUCCAAGCCAAACUAUAUAAAUAGUAGUUCCAAAGUACCCACAAGGCAGUGCUUCCCGAUGCCCAGAGGAGAGCUAACGGCUUGAGUUUCCUAAGCUGCUUGACAAGACUCAACGUUUGUAAAUACCAACCUUUAUCCUGAGUCAGAAACACAUGAGUCAUUUUUUCUGGAUGCUCUCCUGUCCAUGGGAAUUCACCAAGAACUGGUUUCAAUGUCCCCUUACAGAUUAAUACCUUGGGUUCUCAAGUCUCCUGCAGAAGAUUUGGGAGGGGUUGGCAUAUGACACUAACUCAUCCCCAGAUUAUGGAUGACGGGCUAUGAUGUAAAUGGUAUGCAAAUAGUCGCAUUGUUUAGAAAACAGUGGGGAGGGAGAGCCUGCGUGUUCAGUACAGACUCCACUGGAAUUUUCUGAAUAUUUCCUGGGCUGGAUGCAGAGGCAUGAAAACCUCACACAAGUUAGACCACUGAUACCUGCAAAAACUAGAUAAUGCUUCAUCCCACCGGCUUUCCGAUAUCUGAUUCUUCUCUCUGCUUGCUUUAGGCUGUAGCGUCCUAGGGAGCUGUGCAAGCACAUGGCUGCUGCAGAGACAAGGAUGUGACUGACACAUCACAAAACCCAGGUAGCACCCCCAAAGAAAGCUUUCGCCCAACGAUUUAAGGGCCCUUGAGAACCUUGCAACAUCAAAUGAGAAGAUGAAGCCAGCAGACAGAAAAUGAAAGCCACCGGAGUGCUGGAGGGUUCCCUUGAAGCCACGUCUAUCCAGGUUCCGAGUUCCUCUUCAGGAUGGCCUGUAACAGCACGCCCAUCGGGACGUACCAACAUCUGCUGCUGAACGCGAGCAACACUCUGGACCCCGGGGCGACCCCACUGUCCGCACCGCUCAGGAUUUCGCUGGCAAUAAUGAUGCUGCUGAUGAUCGUGGUAGGAUUCCUCGGCAACACGGUGGUCUGCAUCAUCGUGUACCAGAGGCCAGCCAUGCGUUCAGCCAUCAACUUGCUGCUGGCCACCCUGGCCUUCUCCGACAUCAUGCUGUCCUUAUGCUGCAUGCCUUUCACCGCCAUCACCCUCGUCACUGUUCGAUGGCACUUCGGGGACCACUUUUGUCGGCUUUCAGCUACUCUCUAUUGGUUUUUUGUCCUGGAGGGCGUGGCCAUCCUGCUUAUCAUUAGCGUGGACCGAUUUCUCAUCAUCGUGCAGCGUCAGGACAAGCUGAACCCACGCAGAGCUAAGGUGAUCAUCGCGGCCUCCUGGGUGCUGUCUUUCUGCAUCUCUGCGCCCUCAUUCACUGGCUGGACGUUCAUGGAGGUGCCUGCUCGGGCCCCACAGUGCGUGCUGGGCUACACUGAGUUCCCAGCUGAACGUGCCUAUGUGGUGACACUAGUGGUGGCAGUUUUCUUUGCGCCUUUCGGCGUCAUGCUGUGCUCCUAUCUGUGCAUCCUCAAUACGGUGCGGAAGAAUGCUGUCCGUGUGCACAACCAGUCAGACAGCCUGGACCUCAGACAUCUGUCCGGGGCUGGCCUGAGACGUCUUCGGCGGCAGCAGCAGCAGGCCAGCCUGGACCUGAGCUUCAAAACCAAGGCCUUCACCACCAUCCUCAUCCUCUUCGUGGGCUUUUCGCUCUGCUGGCUGCCGCAUUCGGUCUACAGCCUGCUGUCUGCGUUCAGCCGGCGGUUCUAUUACAGCGCCUCCUUCUACACCACCAGCACGUGCGUCCUGUGGCUCAGUUACCUCAAGUCUGUCUUCAACCCCAUCGUCUACUGCUGGAGGAUCAAGAAAUUCCGCGAGGCCUGCAUAGAGUUGCUUCCCCAAACCUUCCAAAUCCUCCCUAAAGUGCCUGAGCGGAUCCAGAGGAAAAUCCAGCCAAGCACCGUCUAUGUGUGCAACGAAAACCAAUCCACUGUCUAGGGAGCUUGUCAGAGCAGGCCAAAGACCACUCAAAAGGUCCGGGCCCAGACUCUGCUCCCUAGCCUUUAGUUGUCUGCGUUUUGUGGUGACUACACAAGCACAAAGGUACUCAUUUGUUACCAGGUGAUCUGUGGCUUUCAAUUUUCCAAUUUCCAUAAGACGAAUUAUUAUUAUUUUUUUCUCAGAAAAACCAUAUAUAGCUCUCAUGGGAAUAGGGGCUUGCAGAAGUCGGCUGGAAAGUGAGAAGGGAUGGGUGGGGGAAGCAAAAAAACAAAACUGGCUGAGGGUGGGGCAAGAAGAGGAUCUAUCAAUAGAACAUAUCACUUUUAUCCAAGCCCCCACUCCACAUGCUCAGGAGAAGCCCCUGGUGGCAGAUCAUGGUGGCCACUGUUCACUUUGACGCCAGCAUCCUUCAGAGUUGUAUCUGCAGGGCCUGGGUAUGGUGCAAAGGUCUUCAUAAUGUUUAACUCUGUGUUUCUGCUCACGUAAAGUUAUCCUUUCUAGAAAGAAAUCACGUUGAGAUUGGAAUGUUCUUGAGGUCCCCAGUGGCAGGUGGUGGUGGCGUUAGUGGCCCAAAGUUCAAAAAUGUGCUUUGUGAUAGCUUAACUAAAAUGAGAAGUCCACCUAGACACUCAGGCACCAGAUGUGUGCCCACCCCUCAUACAUCUGGCUAGCCCGACAGUUCCUGUUCAUCUGUUCCUGUCCCCCCUUUGGUCCCUUUGUUUUUAUCCUUUCCAGUGUGCUAAGAACAUACCUAGUGUCCCUCGUCCAGUGGGCAAAUGUUUGUAGUGACUCGCUCUCAGAAGCAGAAGCAGCCAGUGGUCCUGGCUUUGUUUACACAUCUCUGGAUAACCCAGAGCCUCGUGAGGCACCAAAUCCACAUUAGCGCCAGAAUUGCUAUAGGGACAGAACAGACACCCCUCCCCAAAGUGGGGCUUAUACCCAUCCACCUCUGUUCCUCCUACCUCACUCAUGUCCACUGCUGCUGUCAAAUCCUCUUGCCCAGAACCUGAUCCUGGGAGUGAAGUUACUUAGUGGGGAUGUUUUGCUUGUACCCUACACUUGGCCACUAUGCUUGUGGCCACCCAGUAUGACAGCUUCCAGUGAAGGAAGGCGAGCCCUGCAAAUCUGGGGCACAGCAGUGGGUCCAUUGAGCUCUCUAUACAAAGUCAGAUCUGAAGAGAGGGAGAAAUUGAGAAAAUCUGAUUCCAGGUCUGACUCUCAUCAGGGACCAGUCAGUAAUCUUGCUCAUUUCAUCCUUCUGUCAGCCUCAGUUUACCCAUUUGUUAAAGGAGGAAACAGGUCUACAUAGUUCCAGUCCCCUUCAUUCUACCCUUAUCUUAGCCAAAAGGCUAAGAAGCGAUAAGUCCCCUAGAUUCCCGACUGGAUGGUUCCUGCCUGGAAUCACCAGGACCUGUACAUUCAUGUAUUCACCCAUAGAUGGGCAUUUAUUAAGUGCCUGCUGGAUGAAAUGCACUGUGCAAGUAAUAAUGGUGGGAAAAGGCUGGACUGCACCCAAACCUAAUUGAUUUAUCUCAGGAGUGUGAGAACUCAGCCCACUUGGCUCAUUUCUUAACUCUCUCCAGGUCAUACUCAGACGCCAGCUCCCUGCUCUCCCACUCUCUGUGGUGAUGGAGACAGUGAAGGAAGCUGGGGUGUGGCGAGAACAUAACUUACGUUAGGUUCAGCCCAGGGAAGCGUGUCUGUCAAGGAAAUGACUGACCCGUUUCUAUCAGAAAAGAGGGAAAGAAAGAGAAGAUGGGACUGGUGCGUGGUGUAUCAAAGUUGAUGCCACCAAUCCUGUGCCUGUCUCGGCACCCCAGGAUAAAGUUAGCCUCAGCUUCCAUGGGUGGAGUUCACAGGGCCCGAUGGUGCCUGAGAGGAUUGCCGGACCACUGUGGGGGUCAAGCCUGUGGGCACCUCUCCUCCAGUGGUAUUAUAGAGAAAUUUUUCAGGAACCUUGAACAAAGAGAAAUCACAAAACUGAAUGAAGGUACCAAAAUUUACAUCAAUGUGUGUUAUAUGAUAUAUGUUGGAUAGUAAUAUAUAUGUUUCAAAGUAAUAAUUUUGUAUAUAUUUUAAAUAAAGUAUUAUGGCUCUUUCAGUGUA
This is a messenger RNA of Rattus rattus (black rat), 6110 nucleotides long. It is a transcript of the gene Gpr45, whose product is annotated as G protein-coupled receptor 45. Gene Ontology annotation, biological process: G protein-coupled receptor signaling pathway. Gene Ontology annotation, molecular function: G protein-coupled receptor activity. Gene Ontology annotation, cellular component: membrane. Lineage: Eukaryota; Metazoa; Chordata; Mammalia; Rodentia; Muridae. The record is from RefSeq and is a predicted model, not a curated record. The transcript has a single exon. Bases 2880 to 4001 code for a protein of 373 amino acids.